AGGAAAAACCAAAACAAUCAAAACAGGAAGAAGAAAAGUAUGGCAGAAGCAAGCAUAGUCGAAGACAGAACUCCCUUCGUCUUUCUUCUGAAGAACUAAACAAGUUUCGUUUUCAUCUCCCUCCGAUUUUCAUCCAAAUUUCAGUUCCUAUUCUACGUUUGAUUCCGGAAGAUUUAGGGGAUUGACUGAAAUAAUCGUAUUGUGAUCGAUGAGGCCGAUACGGCUGCGAGAGCCAGACCCACCGAGCCCUACCCCCGCCGAAUCAGAAAUCUUCGAAGGCGGCGUUUAUGGCGUUAUUAGGCGGGCGGUUGUCAUCGGCAACGGUUCUUCUGGGUCUGAGAAUCAGUGUAUCGGUUUGGUUCAGGCGCUUGGCUUGGCUGACAAGCAUGUGCUCUACCGGGUUACAAGGCCCAGAGGAGGAAUAAAUAAUUGGCUCCACUGGCUUCCGGUUUCUCUUCACAAAAAGUUAGAUUUUAUCAUGACCCAGUUAAGUGUUUACGCUCGGUUUUUGUUGCGAUCAAAAGGGAGGAAACUUAUGCCUAUAUCUUCAGAAAAUGGUGGAAGUGCGGGCUUGUCAUGCAUUUUAGAAGCUGACUUAAAGCAUAUUGUAUCAAUGGCCCGGGAGACUUAUGAAAAGGAUGGACCUCUAUUGGUGGUUGCAUCUGGCAGGGAUACCAUAACUAUUUCAAGUUCCAUUAGACGCUUGGCAUCGGAGAAAGUUUUUGUUGUGCAAAUACAACAUCCAAGGUUGCAUUUGAAUCGGUUCGACAUGGUCAUCACUCCUCAUCAUGAUUAUUAUCCUUUAACUUCUCAAGCACAAGAGCAAGUCCCUCGAUUUAUGAAGAAGUGGAUAACUCCACGUGAACCACCAGAUCAGCAUGUGGUCUUGACUGUUGGAGCCCUUCAUCAGAUUGAUUUUGCUGCAUUACGCAGUGCAGCUAGUGCAUGGCACGAUGAGUUUGCUCCUCUUCCGAAACCCUUAUUGGUGGUCAACAUAGGAGGGCCUACAAGUUGCUGUUGGUAUGGUGUGGAUCUUGCAAAGCAGUUGGUAACCAGUUUGCUGAGCGUUCUUGCAAGCUGUGGAAGUGUCAGAAUAUCCUUCUCGGACAGAACUCCUAAGAAGGUGUAUAAUGUUGUCGUGAAAGAACUUGGGGAUAAUCCAAAAGUUCACAUCUGGGGUGGACAAGAGCCGAAUCCGCACAUGGGCCAUUUAGCUUGGGCAGAUGCGUUUGUUGUAACAGCAGAUUCAGUUAGCAUGAUAAGCGAGGUUUGCAGUACUGGGAAGCCUGUCUAUGUAAUUGGAACUGAGCGCUGUAAGUGGAAGUAUUCUGCGUUCCAUAAAUCUUUGAAAGAGAGAGGAGUCAUCCGACCAUUUACAGGCUCUGAGGAUAUCUCAGAGAGCUGGAGUUAUCCUCCACUGAACGACACGGCAGAAGCAGCUACUCGGGUGCGUGAAGAACUAGCCAGGCGUGGCUGGAGAAUACGGCCAUAGGAAGCCUGUUGAUAUCUGUUAUACACAAUUUACUCUUCAUUUGUCAGUAAAAUAUGGGGCCUUCACCUUUUGAGCAUUAGAUUUGUACAAUGGUGCACAUAGGAACAGAGAUUAGAAGCAUUGGUGGUUUCGAAUCCAAUUUUUAGACAAAUAUUGAGAAAAAAAAAGAAUAAUGAAGCUAGCAGCAGCUGUUUGUUAGUGCGGCUUGUAUUAUAGGCAGAGGCUUUGGCUUUGGCUUUGGCUUGCUGUUUUCCUCAGUUCUGGAAGCUCUUGAAUUUUGUUGAGGAAAAUUUUUAUACUGUAUGGUAGAAUAUAUAUUUCUUGUAAAUUGGUUCAUUUAUAUGA
Momordica charantia (bitter melon) is the source of this 1837-nucleotide messenger RNA. It is a transcript of the gene ELM1, whose product is annotated as fission ELM1-like protein (DUF1022). Gene Ontology annotation, cellular component: mitochondrial outer membrane. The record is from RefSeq and is a predicted model, not a curated record. Gene Ontology annotation, biological process: mitochondrial fission. NCBI's taxonomy places the organism in Eukaryota, Viridiplantae, Streptophyta, Magnoliopsida, Cucurbitales, Cucurbitaceae.